Messenger RNA from Hypomesus transpacificus, 2195 nucleotides. It is a transcript of the gene vrtn, whose product is annotated as vertebrae development associated. Gene Ontology annotation, cellular component: chromatin. Lineage: Eukaryota; Metazoa; Chordata; Actinopteri; Osmeriformes; Osmeridae. The coding region runs from base 25 to 2121 and encodes 698 amino acids. The record is from RefSeq and is a predicted model, not a curated record. Gene Ontology annotation, biological process: regulation of transcription by RNA polymerase II. The transcript has 3 exons.
CAACUUACGUUACGCCCUGGAACCAUGUUUAUACCAACUUCAGGUAUGGUCCAAAGGAGUGAGGUGGUGCUGUCAGUCCUGGGAGAGCUACAAGAGGCAACAGAGAGCCCGGGCCUAGAUGCCCUCACCACUGUGGCCUUGGAAGUGGAUCGGGUCCUGGCAUCCCUCUCCCUUCCCAACACCCCAUGCCAUGAGUUUCCUGACUGGACUGGCAUCGACAGGCUGGCCCACAGCCUGUACCCAGCAGAUGCCCCCGGGGGCCUACUGCCCCUGGUCUGUAAAGGUGAAGGCAACCUGCUGUUUGAUGCUGCUAGCAUGAUGCUGGUAGGAAGCACCAGUAUUAGCAUGGAACUGCAGGUUAGGACUGUGGUGGAGAUGUUGCUCUGGAAGAGGUACUACCUGUGUGGGAUGAUAGACUCCAAGGUGAUGAUCCAAGCAGCUCGCUUCAGCCUCUGUGCAGAGGAGUCAGAAGAGAUGCUCAACCUUCCCAUGACUGUCUUGGAGGCCAUCUUUGAUGCGGACAUCAAAGCCUCCUGUUUCCCAGGCUCCUUUGCCAACAUGUGGCACGUGUACGCCCUCUCCUCCGUCCUGCGGUGCAACAUCUACUCGGUCUAUCCCAUGUUCAACUUCAAGAUUCGACCGUACUUCAACCGCCUCAUUCGCCCCAGAACGUGGCCCAAGAACCUGGACCCAGUCACUAUCCACAUCAUGUGGUCAGGUGAGCUACAGUAUGGGUCUGUGUUCAAGCCCCACCAUUUUGUGGCGUUGGUAAAGGCGAGCGACCUCCGCAUAGGUAGUCCCAACACCAAACAGAGGGUCCGUCCCCUGAAGACCCUGGAGCUGUCGAACCAGGAUGUCAAGCUGUCCUACUCCAGCCUGAAGGACAACUACAACAUCCCCAAGAGCACAUUCUACCGCUGGAAGCGGCAGACCCAGGAACACCGCAAGAAAUCGGCGGUCAGAUACGAGGCAAAGCAGGUCCUUCAAGCCAGCUAUCUGCAGGGUAACCUCAUCCCUUUCCUCAAGUUCAAGGAGUUCUUCCCGGAGAUCUCCAGGUCAAUGUUCUCUGCCUGGAAGCAUGAACUGCUGCUGUCUGGUGGAAGCUUUUCUGGUUCCUCUGCUGGGGAGGUGAGUCCUGGGGAGAGCACCGAGCAGGAGACCUGGUCUUCUCCAGAAGGGAAGCACGAGAAGCCAGAUCAGCAUGAUAGCGUGGCCGGCCUGUUUGGCCUCAACUCCGACAAGCUGGAGGGGGAGAGGGCCCAGACUCUGGCCCACAUGCAGGAGGCCAAAAGGUGUCUGCAGAAUUGCAUUGCCAUGAACACCUCCUUCCCCUUCAGACUUUUCAAAAGAAAUUUCCCUGGGAUAUCUCGAUCCACCUAUUACAACUGGCGAAGAGAGGCCAUGCUGUUCAACCGUGGCUACAAAGCUGGGAGCAGCGAAGAAAGCUCAGAUCCCGACAAGAGCCAAAGUCCCAAAAAUGGUCUGACCACGACAGAGAAUCAUGCUGCCAUCUCCGGAGGGAAGAUUUGGAGACGCAGCCACAAAGGUUUCAAAGUAAACUAUCUCUUAAAGAAGAAGUUCAGAAAUACUGCCAAGCUCCGUGUCCAGAAAUUAAAAUGGUCGCUGUCAAAGUUUAAACUCAACUACCCCUCCCUAUCACCCAGCUUCUAUUGGCUUUGGCGCGGCAGGUCAGAGAGAACCAAGAACCUGGAAAUCAACCCUGAGAUGAACACACCCGAGGCGCAGGAAGUGCACAGCACAGAAACAGGAAAUGAGAUGACGGAGAACGCUGUGAGGGAGAGCAGGAUGGAUCAAAGUGUGUUCUCCUUUGAGGAGAGCCCUAAGGGUCUGACAGGCUCCAUCAUGACCCAGUUUGAUCCACCAGUCCCCAGGUACACCUUGCCCAGCAAGGUUGACACUGAUAAGCAGAUGUUUGUCAUGGAUGUUGUGGCUUUGGCUAACUUCAAGGCCAAGGCUAAGCUGUUUUUGCAGCAACGCUUCGAGGAGAAGUCCUUCCCCACCUUCAAAGAGUUCAGGUCCUACUUCCCCCUGACUCCACGUUCCACCUUUUACAUGUGGAAGAGGGCUCUUCACCAUGGUCUACCUCUGGUACAUGUUUGAGUAUAUGAGCUCUACCAAAACAAAUGGUGCCCUUUUAAUUUUAAUGUUGACUUCUGAAUCCUACUUUCUUCCAA